Molecule: messenger RNA, 312 nt
Organism: Funneliformis mosseae
Lineage: Eukaryota; Fungi; Glomeromycota; Glomeromycetes; Glomerales; Glomeraceae
Source: the annotation of a GenBank genome assembly
AUGAACUUGGACGAAGUAUCAGCACUUAAACUGGUUUUUGAUUUGAACAGAACCCUAGUUUUUCCGCCUCCGGUCACCAUUCCAAUACACGUUUAUGAAGAAUUAAGACCUAAAACUAAAGUUACCAUGCGAAGAUUGGUAAGAUACUUUGUAUCAAGAGAAGCAAAUCAAAUCCAAAUCACAAGCGGUCUCGUGAUUAGUAGAGUUACUGAUAUUUUGUUGAAAGGUGCUAGUGUUCAUGAAAAAAUCAACUAUUGCAACUUGUCAUCUCGUAUUAAUGCUAUAAUCAAACGUCAUGGAGCUCGUACAUAA